AUGGCUUCAUCAACAACCAGAGGCGCGGAAAGCCUCACCCAAUUCCCUUCGAAACCAAGAGUCUUCAUCUUGACAGACAUCACCAACGAACCCGACGAUGCGGAGUCUUUCUGUCGCUACCUGACCUACUCUAACCAAUUUCGUACGGAGGGAGUCGUCGCCGUGACGUCCACAUGGCUCAAGAACAAAGUCGCGCCGCAGAACCUUCACGAGAUCGUGAACGCCUAUGAGAAGGUGGUUGACAAUCUCAAUGCUCAUGCGCCUCCCGGUUCUCCCUACCCAUCUGCGCAGAGCGUACGGGACCUCAUCAAGUCAGGUCCUCCCGUUUACGGCAUGGAAGCGAUCGGCGAUGACAUCCCCCUCAGCGAAGGCGGCGAGCUCCUUCUCCAGCGAUUGACUGCACCCGACACCGAUCCUCUUUGGGUUCUCGUUUGGGGUGGCGUUAACGUCCUCGCUGAAGUCCUGCACAAGAUCCGCGAUCGCCCAGAUGCUGCUGCGCUGCGCCAGAAACUGCGUGUUUACACCAUCUCGGACCAAGAUGAUUGCGGCGCCUGGAUCCGUCAGCAGUGGCCCGAAAUCUUCUACAUUUGCUCCGUACAUGGUUGGAACCAGUACCAAUGUGCUGCUUGGACCGGUAUUUCUGCGCCUUGUUCAGGCGACGUGGGAGGACCAGACGGCUCAAAAGUGACGCACGAAUGGGUCAAAGAAAACGUUCAAAUCGGCCCCUUGGGAGCGGCCUACCCGAAUUUCGAGUUCAUCAUCGAGGGAGACACGCCUACCUUCCUUUACCUCAUCCAAAACGGUCUCGGCGUUCCGGAAGAGCCUUCCUACGGAUCUUGGGGAGGUCGCUACAUUCCCGCCAACGUCAGUUCAAAGGGCUUGCCCGCAAGAGGUCAUUUCGCCGAUGCUAUCGACGCCGUGACUGGCGUGGACGGCAAAACGCACAGAUCAAACCAAGCGACCAUCUGGCGGUGGAGAAACACUUUCCAAGACGAUUUCGCCGCGCGAAUGCAGUGGACACUGACGUCUGAUUUCAGCAAAGUCAACCACCACCCUGUCCUGUCAGUGAACGGCGACCUUGGCCUGACACCGAUUCAUGUCGAGGCCGAUGCCGGCGGUGUUGUCUCGUUUGAUGCGUCUGAAAGCUACGACCCUGACGGCGAUAAACUGAGCUACAAGUGGUACCAAUACCGCGAACCCAGCUCUCUGCAGACGUAUCACGGUCUUGAGGUCUCCGACAUCGAGAUCAAGCCUGUCAACGAGGAUGGAAGCAAGGUGGAUGUUCACAUUGCGCCAGCGGAAAAGUCUUGUUUGAUUUUUAGGGAGAAGAUUCCUCUCGAGCGAGGCCUUCCUCUGCAUUUGAUACUCGAGGUCCAAGACAAUGGGUCCCCGGCGUUGACAAGCUACCGCAGAAUUAUCAUUCAACCUAUCGACCGGAAUUUUAGCUCGAAGAAAUAG
Messenger RNA from Colletotrichum karsti, 1458 nucleotides. RefSeq lists its product as uncharacterized. NCBI's taxonomy places the organism in Eukaryota, Fungi, Ascomycota, Sordariomycetes, Glomerellales, Glomerellaceae. Gene Ontology annotation, molecular function: hydrolase activity, hydrolyzing N-glycosyl compounds. The record is from RefSeq and is a predicted model, not a curated record. The transcript is spliced from 2 exons. The coding region runs from base 1 to 1458 and encodes 485 amino acids.